Salarias fasciatus (jewelled blenny) is the source of this 3509-nucleotide messenger RNA. RefSeq names its product kelch-like family member 22 (gene klhl22). Gene Ontology annotation, biological process: protein monoubiquitination; proteasome-mediated ubiquitin-dependent protein catabolic process; positive regulation of TORC1 signaling. Bases 562 to 2469 code for a protein of 635 amino acids. The transcript has 7 exons. The record is from RefSeq and is a predicted model, not a curated record. NCBI's taxonomy places the organism in Eukaryota, Metazoa, Chordata, Actinopteri, Blenniiformes, Blenniidae. Gene Ontology annotation, cellular component: Cul3-RING ubiquitin ligase complex; cytosol; nucleus. Gene Ontology annotation, molecular function: protein binding.
CACCAAAAAGUAAACAGACUUGUUUUGAUCUGUCACUAAAUCAAAUGUCGCUCUGCGAGUCAUUUUACUGCGGAUUCAGUGUCACGGCGGCUGAUACAAUGCCAUAAAACGGUUUGUUUGUUUUUCUCACGAAGUCGUCUUCCAGCGCGUGUUUGUUUGGGUUGUUUCAGCGGGCAGCUCUAUAUUUAUAGUGCGUUACAUCAGCUAGCAGGCUAACCAGCUGAUAGCUCGCUAGCUCAUGUUUUAAGUUGGUUCGGGUAAGCAGCGGAGUGGCAGCUUGCGGAUAAUCCAUCACACGGACCGUGUUGGUUAAUACGGCUUUACGGUCGCUGAAAACACUGAGUAAAUUUGGUUUAAGUGUGUAAAUGUGUCUUGUGGCAGUGGCAUCUGAAACAAGCGUAACCACCCUCUUCUAGCCGCUAGCCGCUCCUCCAAGCAGGACUCCAACUUUGUGUUUCACUUUUAGUUUUAAAGCAUGUGAGGUUGCACUGUGGAGCACGCUCGUGCUGCUGGACAGACAGGAAAAAGGAAAGAAAAAAAAACAAAAACAAAAACAAGGCAAUGAAGCCCGAGUGCGUCGCCAUGGCUGAUAACGGGGCGCUGAGCCCGAUGGGGGGACGCGCUGGCUCCUCAGGCCGUCCGGGCCGACAGACGUACCGGAGUUCAGCCCACUUCCGCAGCGUGCUGGACGGCCUGCUGGCGCUCAGACAGAGCGGCAUCCUCUUCGACGUGGUGCUGGUGGUGGAGGGUCGAGCCAUCCAAGCCCACCGCAUCCUGCUGGCUGCGUCCUGUGAUUACUUCAGGGGCAUGUUUGCUGGAGGCCUUCGGGAGACUAAGCAGAAGGAGAUUCCCAUUCAUGGAGUAACUUACAACGCCAUGAAGAAAAUCCUGGACUACAUCUAUACAUCAGAGAUUGAGCUGGACCUGGAGUGUGUGCAGGAAGUCCUGAUCGCCGCCACGCUGGUGCAGCUGGAGAAAGUCAUUGGCUUCUGCUGCGACUUUCUCGUCUCCUGGCUGGACGAAAGCAACAUUUUGGAGGUGCACAAGCUGGCCGACCUGUACGGACUGCAGCAGCUCAACGCCAGGCUGCACUCCUACAUGCUCAGGAACAUCCAGACUCUGUCUCGGACCGACGUGUAUCGGCAGCUUCCCGAAGAGGAAGUCUUCAAAGUCCUGAGCAGCAACGAGCUCCAAGUGAGCUGCGAGAACGAGGUGUACGAGGCGGCGCUUCACUACCACUACAGCCCCGAGCAGGUGGAGACUGACCAGGUCUACUUGCAGGUCAGUGAGAAGGACAACCUGAAGAUGCUGGACGCCGUGCGCUUUUGCCUCAUUGAGAGGUCGGUGUUGCAGAGGCUGCACGGCAGGCUGAACCAGUGUCCGCUGAAGGACUCGGUCUCGGCCGCUCUCCGCUACCACGAGCAGGAGGUGUGGCAGCCCGUCCUGCAGAGUCCGCUCACCCAGCCGCGCUCCACCUUCAGCUGCAUCAUGGGCUUCGGGGGGAUGUUCUCCGCCUCCUUCGCCGACAGCGAGCACCUGUUUCAGGUUUACCACCCGAGCUGGAGCGAGUGGAGGACGCUCAGUGCGGCGAGCACGCCCCGCAUGUCCAACCAGGGCAUCGCCGUGCUCAACAACUUUAUUUAUCUUAUUGGAGGGGACAAAAACACCAGUGGCUUCAGAGCAGAGACCCGCUGCUGGAGGUACGACCCUCGCUGCAACAGCUGGUGCUUGAUCCAGCCGCUGCAGCAGCAGCACGCAGAUCACUGCGUCUGCGUUGUGGGCGGCCAUAUUUACGCCGUCGGCGGGCGGGACUACAGCAGUGAGCUGGACUCGGUGGAGCGCUACGACCCGCACACCAACACCUGGGAGUUUGUUUCCCCCCUGAAGAGAGAGGUGUAUGCCCAUGCUGGAGCAGUGGUGGAUGGGAAAAUGUACAUAACCUGCGGGCGCCGGGGAAUGGCGUACCUGAAGGAGACCUACUGCUUCGACCCCGCGGCCAAUCAGUGGACGGAGUGCGCGGAGGGACCGGUGGGGCGGGCGUGGCACGGCAUGGCGGCGCUGAACGGACGCGUCUACGUCAUCGGGGGAAGCAACGACGAGCGCGGAUACCGCCGGGACGUCCUGAAGGUGGCGUGCUUCGACCCUGCAGCCAACUCCUGGUCUUUAGUGACUCCUCUGCCCGCUGGGCACGGCGAGCCCGGAGUGGCCGUGCUCGGCGGUCGGAUCUACGUCCUGGGAGGACGCUCGCACGACAAGGGCAACAGGAUGAAGUACGUUCACGUGUACAACGCCAGCGCGGACGAGUGGGAGAGCGGGACCGAGUUCAAGGACCGGGUCUCCGGGCUGGCGGCGUGCGUGGUGCUGGUGUCCCCCGCCGUCAUCGCUCAGGCCCGGAGCUGGGAGCAGCGCACCAAGGCCUCAUGGGAGGAGGUCGACAUGGACGACUCGGAGGACUCCAGUGAGGACUGAGGCUGCCGCGCCGCGCCGAACACUCUCAUGCACUUUUCUCAUUCAGCACGCUGAGUUUUCUGCACUUUCUUUGUGGCAUUGCUUCCGGUGGCAUCGUGUCGUUUUUUUUUUUUUGCAUGUUGAUCACUUUGAGUGCCUCUGAACAAGAACACCAUUCAGGACAUUUCCACACUUCCUGUUCUUUCUCAGAACCGAUCAAACCAGCUGUGCGUUCCUGUGUUUCACUGGAGAACGGUGUGUGUUCAGAUCCUCCUCUGCCUGUUCAGACUGUCCGAGCUCGCCCUUCAUCAUCUUCUCCUCACACUGGAUCUGCUUCUGCAGCCUAACAGAACUUUUCUACAAUCAAAUUACUUAAAGCGUUAAAAGAGUACCGGCUAUGCAACAAACCCCCCCGUAGUUUGGAGUAUUUUUAGCCACCUUUGGGUUUUUUUUUUCCUUUUUCACCACAUGAGCGUCUACUUACUUUCGUCCCUUUGUCAAACUGAGCAGCUUUUUGAUUUUUGCCAAGAGUUACACUGGAUUUAAUAUCGCGCUCAAACUGCUCGGAAAACAAUAAUCGAAUCAGAAUUGAACGUUCAAACAUUGUGCCUUUAUUUGUGGUUACGUUCUGAGCCCGUAGGUUACUGUGCCUCUGUUAUCGUCACUUUGUGAAAAUGCAGAACUGAUUCACGUUGGCGUCUGAACAAAACUCACGCUGCGUCGUGUCGCUGUGAAGUCUUGACAUCUGUGUCCUGAAAUCCAAACCGUUACUGUAUCUUUAAGCCCCGUCCGUCACCGGUUAUGGUUAAACUUAUUCGACAUCCAAAGCUUUGCUCCACGUCUCUUUUUAGUAACUCUUUUCACAGUGAUUUAUCGAGAAGAAAAGGUUAAAUGAUCACCAUCACCACUCUGCUUCCUUAAUUUGUUAUUUAAUCCAAUACAUGCAGGUACGGGAGCUAUUUAAAAAGUUGGAAAAUUGGAAGAAUGCAAUUUAUUGGAAAUGUUGUGAAACCAUUAUGCAAAAUUAAUGUACACAUUUUUAUUAAAACCAGAAAAGGGUA